AUGCUUGUCGUUGAAGUACCAAUUCAUCAUCCGGAAAUUGAACGCCGUCUUGAUGAAGCUCAAGCUGAAGAUAGAAAAGAAGUAGCUCAAUUUGGACAAUAUCGUGAUCCCAUAUUUGAUUUUGUGGGUUUUCUUGGUGAUGGUGAUGUUCAUCGACGUAUCGUUGAAACGGGCAAUAAUGAAGAAAAAAAAUUGGAAAUUACUUUGCCAAUGAAUAAUUUCAAGCCUGAAUUCGUUAAAGUUUCGGUGACAGAUCAUGAUUUAACAGUUUAA
Rotaria sp. Silwood1 is the source of this 273-nucleotide messenger RNA. Lineage: Eukaryota; Metazoa; Rotifera; Eurotatoria; Philodinida; Philodinidae. The record is from the annotation of a GenBank genome assembly.